Messenger RNA from Nannospalax galili (Upper Galilee mountains blind mole rat), 4650 nucleotides. RefSeq names its product microcephalin 1 (gene Mcph1). Bases 87 to 2051 code for a protein of 654 amino acids. Gene Ontology annotation, biological process: cerebral cortex development; mitotic cell cycle. The transcript has 10 exons. Lineage: Eukaryota; Metazoa; Chordata; Mammalia; Rodentia; Spalacidae. The record is from RefSeq and is a predicted model, not a curated record.
CGAAACCAGACGCGAGGAUCCCAGGAGCGCCGCCUGCGCAUGCGCAGUGCACCGCCUUCCUGCCGCCCACUGGGUCGCCGCGCGUCAUGGAGGUUAAGGGAGCCGCCUUCCUGAAAGAUGUUGUGGCCUAUGUUGAAGUCUGGUCUUCUACUGGGACAGAAAAUUACUCAAAGACAUUUACAAAACAACUUGUAGACAUGGGGGCAAAGGUCUCAAAGACGUUCAACAAGCACGUGACCCACGUGGUUUUCAAAGAUGGAUACCAGAGCACCUGGGACAAAGCCCAGAAGACAGGGGCAAAGCUGGUUUCUGUGCUCUGGGUUGAAAAAUGCAGGACAGCUGGAGCACAUGUCGAUGAAUCCUUGUUCCCUGCAGCGAAUACUAAUGAACACUUACCAAGUCUACUUAGAAAAAAACACAAGUGUAUGCAGCCUAAAGAGUUUAUUCCUAAAACACCAGAAAACAAUAAAAGACUUCAAAAGAAAUUUGAGAAAAUGGCUAAAGAGCUGCAAAGGCAAAAGACAGUGCUCGAUGACGAUGUUCCUGUUCUCCUGUUCGAGUCUCCUGGCUCACUAGUGUACAGCCCCAGUGCUCUUCUCAGGAGUCACCAUAGCGUGAUGGAGAAGCGAUUACAGGAGAUGAAGGAAAAAAGGCAAAAUCUUUCUCCCACCCGUAAGUGGUUAGUCUGUUACAUGGAAAGGAUGCAAACUGUUUCUCAGGUGAUGGCGCAGUCCCAGCAGAGUCAAGGCGACAUUCCGUAUAAAGCGUCUUUGAAUAUUUCCCAUGAAUCUUUGAGUUCAGGUGAUCCUUUCCCAGAGAGUCAUACUCAUCUUUUGAUGGUCUCUUUGGAAUCCAUAGAUGGAGAUCAGGAAAGCAAACUGGGACUAUCUGCUAAUGAGACUGUGGGUGAGGUGUGCCCUUCGUCGUCUAUGUUGAAGAUAAACAGCGUUGAUGAGUCAGCGUCAUCCAGUCACCUCCGUCCGUCAAGUCCUCAGGAAGCCCUGAGCAGUCUUCCACAGGAGGACGUCAGCUGGCAGAGAGGUGCUGUAGGUGACAUAGCUGCCCUAGAUAAAACGCAAGCUGAAUGUGUGUCUAAGGAGAUGUCUGCUGAGAGACACAGCCCGUCUCCUGCGGUCUCUACCUCAGAAGACCACUUGGUAUGUUCCGGGUCUAAGCAUUCCUCAGCAAAGAGAAAAGGAACGUCAACAGAUUUUUCACCUCCAAAAAAGAAAGUGAAGAAGAAGAAGUCCAGUAGGAAGCCUGCCCUGCACCUGAAGCUGUUCAAGUCCAAGCACAGCCUGCAGUCCAUUACCACCCUGGGAACUCUUGAUGGUGGGGCAUCUUCUUAUGAGGACUACUUCUCCCCUGAUAAUCUCAAGGAAAGGAAUUCAGAGACUCUUCCUCCUGAGGCUCAGUCACCGUCAAGCCCUUCUCUGUUCUGCCACAGAGGGCUCUCAAAGCGAGAAAGAACAAGCAUACUGGAAAAGUCUGAUUUUUCCUGCAUAAGUGAAAAGCCCAGAUCCAUCAGCAUUACUGACUCAACAUCAAAAAGUAGCUCUAGUCAUGAGAACGCUGCCCAUGGGGAAGGGAAUCCACCUUCCAGUCCCAUGCCUUUGCAGGGAGUACCUGCUGCUAAGGCAAGCCCUGGACACUGCAUGCAGGCUGGGCCUCAGCUGAGGGACACUGGGCUGGAGGGAAGCAACCAUCCUUACAUCCGGUACGGCCCUGCUCGUGCAAAGGCAAGCAGUAAGGAAGCAAGAGAAUCAGUGGGUGCAAAAAGCGCAUCUAAUGAGGAUACCGCUGCCCCAGUGCCCGUCUCUUCCAAAGGAGAAGCACACAGCUGUCAUCUCAGUGCUAGAGAUGAUUGUGAUGUAGAGAAAUCUGGAGAAGAAAAGGAGCGUGUAUCGACAGGAUAUAGCAAAAGUGUUAAAGAUGGACCAGCGAGGCCUGAUGUUUCAGACAGCUGGUGUACCGGCCCUGUCAGACCUCAAGAGGAGCCAAAGAAAAGUGGGAAAGCACAGAAGAGAAAUAUGGCUUUGGAUACAUUGUGAAGUGUGUGGCUCAGAAGUCAUCAAAUAGAACCAGCAUGGUGAUGCAUAUGCCUGUAAUCCCAGCACUCAAGAGGAAGAGGCAGGAGGAUCAGGAGUUCAAGGUCAUCCUCAGCUGUCUAAUGAGUUCAAGACCAGCUGAGCCAUGUGAGCCCAUCUCAGAGGAACAGCAGCAGCAACAAAAACCAUCAGAUGAAUUUAGACUCUUGGAAGUAAGGGCCAGUGGGGCAGAUUUCCCCAGACCCUCUGGUCAUCUGGGCUACACAGAGCUGGAGGCCAAGAUCAGAACAUACUCCCUAUUGAGAGAGACCUGCAAGGCAAGAGAGAAACUUCCCGGGGAAUUCUAAGUGCUGCUGCUCAGCAGUAUGAUUCUGGGCAAGGAGAGCUGGCAGGUCCCAUCGAAACUUGUUGUAUUAGUUACUUUUUCUUGUUGCUGUGACAGAAGAGCUGGUAAAAGCAACUCACGGCAGAGUUGAUUUGGGCGCAAUUUGAGGGUGCAGUCCAUCAUGGCGGGAAGGCAUAGUGGCUGGAGGGAGGCAGCUGGUCACAUGGCGUUCCCAGACAGAGAUGAAUGCUGGUGCUCAGCUCACUUUUUCCUUUUUAUUCGGUCCUGGACCGCUAACCCUAACCCCACCGACCCCACGGGAUGUCCACCCACACCCAGAGUGGGCCUUCCCUCUUCAGUUAAGCCUUUCUGGAAAUGCCUUCAUAGACACACCUAGAGUCGUUUCCAUGGAGAUUCUAAAGUUAGUCAAGUUGCCAGUGAAGAUUUACCAUCCCAUAAUAUGUAAGGCCCGGUUUAUUGACUAUCAUUUGAGGGAUGUUAGCCAAAUGAUAGUGUGCCUUGUGAAUAUUAGUCAGUCAUCCUGAAGAAGGGCUCUUUGAGUAAAGAACUGCUGUGAAAAUUGCUGCUCAACUCUGGGCUUGCUCAGUGCAAAUACCUGUUCCUCAGAGAGCAGCCACUCUGCUGAUGAGUGCCACAGCGCUGAGCCCACUCCCCAUGUCCAUUCUGUCUCCCAGUGACCCAGCCAAGCUCACCACACUCCCUCUGUUCUUAUUUGCAAUUCUUUUGGUGGUCUGACUCACUUCUGUCCAAUAUAACAUCAAGGGAAAUCUAACUGGGAGGUUUCUGGAACCUGGAUCUGUCCCUGGGAAGAAGGGGCUGUGUGUGUCCCCAGGAACCCGGACAGCCCAAGAUUGAAGCCAGGAGCAGAGCAGGGGGAGAGGACAGCGAGGAGCACAGACGGCGAGGCCUGCAGAGCUCACUGUUCUCCCGGAAUCAGGUGGCUCUGCACCGACAGGAGGGGCUGCCUCACUCAGGGGUCUCCCAGGACACUACUGUGUUCAGGACUGUGCGUCCAGGAGAUGAGAUCUGCAGACCUCACGUUGCUUCCGUCAGUGUUAGAGGGCUGAGUGCCUAAGGCAGGGCUGCUUCAAUUAGGGCCUCACAGGAUACCAUGUGUACACACAGCAGAGUGUCUAAAAGCUGAGACCUCACCGGACAUGCACUGGACGAACACGACUCCCUCCCCAUCAUCAGGUUUAGUUCCCAGCACUCAUAUGGGAGCUAAUGAACACCGUAACUCCAGUUCCAGGGGGUCCAAUGCCCUAUUCUUGUUUCUUCGGGCUUUGCGAGACACGGGUGCACUCACGUACAUGCAGGCAAUGCACUCAUACAUACAAAAUUUUUAAAAAAUAAUAAAAUAUAUAUAAAGGAGUAAAGGAUAGAGGGAAAGAAGUUAAAGAGUGACAUUAAAAUGUGCAAUUUACAAAUCCAUGAGGCAUUUUAUCUAUUUGUUAAACAAAACAUAAAGCAUUUCAAAUAGAUUUUUGGCACAUGCUUUUGUGGGUUUUGGAUGUGAGUUGAGAUUUACUUUAUGUAUCAGUGCUGAGUGUGUGAGGAAAUUCCCCACGCUGACUAUCAGACCAGACCAACUUGGGAAGAAGCACUUACCGUUCAUCGUUGGAGACUGUCAGCCACGAAUGUGUUGUCAUAAGUUAUGCUUUUUCUUUCUGUGGAGUUAUCCUCUGCUUUCCAUUUUAAAAUAUAUUUGCCUCUUAUUUAUAAUUAGUUCUGUUUUGAAAAGAAAGCAAAACUAAUAAUCUACAGUCUGUCAGUAGAGCUGCCUUUUUUCCCUCAGCUCUGACAUUUUCCCUGUGUAGUCCCACUCCCUCUGGGAACGUUAACAAAAAGGAAGGACUGUGGAUAGGAGAGUGGGGAUCAGAAGCAGUGCAGGGUGGAGUGGGGGUUCCCAGCAGCCCCCAGGACUUUGCAGGUAGAUGGAGGUUUAUGUCUUUCUCAUGAUAGCAGUGUGAGUUUGAAGGCUGUACAUAGACUGAUCAGUGAGAGGCGUUUCUGCCCUGCCCCUGGACUUGGGUAGUUUGAGGAAGAGUUUAAGGUCACAUUUAAGAAUUCCAGGGACCAGGUCCCAUACCCUCCAAAGAUGGCAAGAGGCUGGAACACCCCAGCUCGGCUUCCCCACCUCCUCCACACCAUAGCUGUGCAGUGCCCAUGGAGACCAGAAGAGGGCGACAGAUCUCCUGGAACUGGAGUUACAGUUGUUAGCCACCUUGUGGGUGCUGGGAACUGAACCCCCUGAAC